Messenger RNA from Thyridium curvatum, 492 nucleotides. RefSeq lists its product as uncharacterized. The record is from RefSeq and is a predicted model, not a curated record. The transcript has 3 exons. Lineage: Eukaryota; Fungi; Ascomycota; Sordariomycetes; Thyridiales; Thyridiaceae. Bases 1 to 492 code for a protein of 163 amino acids.
AUGGCGUCACAAACAUUCCGGGAUUCCAUCGGCUCCCUGGGCUGGGCGCGCCGCGAACGGGAUGCUCCCGUCAACACGUCCCAACAAAGCGGUCUGCUCAGUUCGCUCCAGUCCCUGAACCCCUUUGGCGACCGCGGAUAUGUCCAGCUGCCCACGACGGAGGGCCAGGGCGCCCCGCUACCGGCGCCCAGCCGGCGCGAGGAGGAAGAAGGCUGGUUUGUUCCACCUCGCGUCCGGACCGAGGCUGCCCUUUACGGCCGCCUACUUCGGCUCGAUCGGCCUGACGCUGUACUUUUCGCUCGGUCUCCAAAGCACGAUCCUCACCCUCUUCUCAGCCAUCGUCCAGCUGGCCGCGCUGGCGUGGUACCUGGUCAGCUACUUCCCGAUGGGGUCGAGCGGCCUGCGCCUGGCGACCAGCUUUGGGGCCCGGAGGGCGGCGGCCUGGAUGACGGGCUGAUGAUGGCGGUUGCGCAGUUGGUCGAGCGAGACUAG